Molecule: messenger RNA, 2118 nt
Organism: Syngnathoides biaculeatus (alligator pipefish)
Lineage: Eukaryota; Metazoa; Chordata; Actinopteri; Syngnathiformes; Syngnathidae
Product: interleukin-1 receptor accessory protein-like
Exons: 12
Coding region: 332-1954 (540 amino acids)
Molecular function (GO): interleukin-1 receptor activity
Source: RefSeq, a predicted model, not a curated record
ACACAUCCGACGAUACAAUGAGCGAAAUGAAUAAAAAUGCACAUAAAAAGACGUCGAGUAAAAUACAUACUAAUGAAGCAGUUUGAAGGGAUUCCAAAAAAUGCAACAAAGAGCCGAGGGAGCGUGCAAGACCGCUGAGCUCCACUAGAGGGAGACGUCGGCCAGCCAGCGCGUGGAGCCUGACGUCGGCAGGAAAUCCCAAACGGUGUCGCAAGGCGCACUUACGCCAGGAUGUGACGAAACUUCCCGCACACGCUUGCGCAAUUUCGGAAGCCGUCUGGUGGUCCAAAGCGGCAGUCUGUCAUCUUUCGGGGUCUCGCCAGGCACCCGGAUGCCAAUGCGUGUUUGCAGCCCGCCGAACUGCCGGCUUGCUUCCCCUCCGGACUUUUCCUGGCCCUCGCUCAUGUCGUCCUGCGUCUUCCUCCUGAACUCUUUGCUGGUCGCUGCGUUGACGCCGGACCUCCGGCCCUCGCCCGGUCCGCCAGACAGAGGAGGUUUUUUGGAGGCGCGGUCCCGAGACCCGGGCAAGUCCGCGGUCGUGCGGGUCCUGGAGGGCGAGGCGGCGUGGCUGCGUUGCCCCCUUUCCCGCCGGGCGUCGUUCUCCAACCUUUCGUCCUCGCACGAGCUGCUGUGGUACCGCCUGCCGCCGGGACAACACCUGAAGGAGCCAAUCACGCACAGCGCGCGUCUCAGCAAAGAGGACGACAUGUUGUAUUUUCAGCCGGCGGCGGCCGAGGACAAGGGCUCCUACGUCUGCCAGCUCGGCCGCUGCUCCGAGUGCGUCGAGACGGCGGCGCGCGUCAGCGUGGUCCGGCCAUGCGACUUAGCGGUCGCGUGCCCGGGCGGCGUCCGGGAAUGCGACUUACCGGUCGCGGUGGCGCCCGCUCAGGCGGCGGUCCCUUUGCAGAGCGGCGACACUCUGGACUGCCCCGACUGGCAAGAGGCCCGCCGAAUGGCCGACGCCCCGCCCGCCGUCACCUGGAGUGCGUGCCGCCUUCGGGCUGGACGCGCGACCGCCAGCAGGUCGGCCCCCGCCUGCAGAUCCACUCCAUGCUGGACCACUACCAAGGCGUUUACCGCUGCCAGGUCCGCUACCGGAGGGCCGGGAGAGCGCUUCACUUCACUCGCGGCGUCAACGUCACCGCCGUCUGUGAGCGCCCCGCCCGCCCGCACGCACGCACACACGCACAGACGUUCCGCCGGGCCUGCCCAAAGAGCCGAGCAUCCUGCAGCCGACGCCCGAGCACGUCUUCACCGUCGAGCCGGGUUCGGACGUGCGUCUGGUGUGCAGGGGACACUUCCCCUACUUGGAUUCGUCCAACUGGUCCAUCUGGUGGAGCGUGGACGGCGACGCGGUGGACCGGCUGGCGGACCCCCGAUUCUCCGCGAGCAGCCGACACGUGCGCUCCGACCACGGCGACCGCUACGAGGACAGCGCCCUGCUGAUCCGCGACUUCGCCGCCGCGGACCUCGGCAGGACGUACGAGUGCUCGGUGAGGAACCGGCGAGGGUCGCAGACGCGGAGAGCUCGCCUGGAGGAGGAAGUUGGAGCCACCCCGACCUCCCCCGGUCUGACAUCCGAGUCCGACAGUUGACAAUACGAAGACUUUUGGCCCGCCCCAAACCUUCAAGCGUGACCUCAGCUGCUCGACGGCCGACCUGUUUGUGUCCCCCUAACCCCCUUCGUAGCGACGAAGCCGACGCUGGAGCUGGCCUGCGGCCUGGCCGCGGCCCUGGCGCUGUCGCUGUCCCUCCUGGCGCUGUACCAGGUCUUCCGGCUGGAGCUGCUGCUGCUCUACCGAUCCCGUUUCGGGAGCGACGAGCGCCACACGGACCUCAAAGAUUUCGACGUGUACAUCUCGUACGCCCGAAACAGCGACGAGGAGAAGUUUGUCCUGGGGACGCUGCGCCCGGUCCUGGAGAACCAUCUGGGCUACUCGGUGUGCAUCUUUGACCGGGACAGCCUGCCGGGGGGAACCAUCACGGACGAGACUCUGCGUUUUGUGGCUCGCAGCCGGCGCUUGGCGCUGGUGCCGGGCCCCGGCUACGCCCGCCAGGGCUCGCAGGCCCUGCUGGAGCUCAAGGCGGGCGUGGACGGCCUGGCGGGGGGCCACCUGC